Molecule: messenger RNA, 1038 nt
Organism: Austrofundulus limnaeus
Lineage: Eukaryota; Metazoa; Chordata; Actinopteri; Cyprinodontiformes; Rivulidae
Gene: chmp5b
Product: charged multivesicular body protein 5b
Exons: 8
Coding region: 93-755 (220 amino acids)
Biological process (GO): vesicle budding from membrane; late endosome to vacuole transport via multivesicular body sorting pathway
Cellular component (GO): multivesicular body
Source: RefSeq, a predicted model, not a curated record
GCUUUUCCGGGUGUUUCCUGCCUUCAGCUGUACGGCGGACUGUGACAGUCAACAAACUGUUGUUUGACAUUGUAAACCUUAGUUUCACCGAGAUGAAUCGUAUUUUCGGCAAAGGUAAAUCCAAAGGUCCGCCACCGAACCUGUCGGACUGCAUAGGAAACGUUGAUUCUCGGGCGGAGUCCAUUGAUAAGAAAAUUGCCAGACUUGAUGCUGAACUUGUCAAAUACAAAGAUCAGAUGAAAAAGAUGCGAGAUGGGCCUUCAAAGAACAUGGUGAAGCAAAAAGCAAUGAGAGUUCUGAAGCAGAAGAGAAUGUAUGAGGGUCAGAGAGAUAACCUCAUGCAGCAGUCGUUCAACAUGGAACAAGCAAACUAUACGAUCCAAAACCUCAAAGACACUAAAACCACAGUUGACGCCAUGAAAGUCGGCCUCAAAGACAUGAAGAAAGCAUACAAGAAUGUGAAAAUCGAUAAGAUUGAGGAUAUCCAAGAUCAGUUGGAGGACAUGAUGGAAGAUGCCAAUGAGAUUCAAGAGGCUCUUAGCAGGAGCUACGGCACUCCAGAAAUUGAUGACGACGACCUGGAAGCAGAGCUGGAUGCUCUUGGAGACGAGCUCCUCAUGGAUGAUGACAGCUCCUACCUGGAUGAGGCUGCGACUGCUCCUUCCAUCCCAGAGGGCGUGCCUGGUGACAGAUCAACCAACAGGGAUGGUGUCCUGGUGGAUGAGUUCGGUCUUCCUCAGAUUCCUGCUUCGUAAAGAUCAUUUUUAACAUUUAUUCGGUUAGUUUUACAUGUAUCAUAGCCCUUUUUUUGUAUUGGUGCAACUGACACUCCUGGCCUUUAAGUGCAGCAAUGAAAACCAAAGCAUCAUCUGUCCAACAAGUGAUAAAUUGUAAAAUCAGGCCUCCCUAGUUAUUAAAGGUCGUGCUUAUUUUUCUUUCUCUGAACUUAUCUCAGCUUGAACAAUGAUUGGAAAUGGGGUUCUUAACUUUGUACAGUUUCUGAAAUGAUAAACAAAAUAAAUUAUUUUUCAAACAAUA